AUGUUGUUUUUUCUGAAACUUAGAAAAUUCAUAGGUUCAUCUGUUAUCGAUCAAGACUCCAAAAGACCAUCAGGAAAAGAGAAGAUCAUGUCAAAUAGUCGAUUAGCACUUGUUAUCAUCAAUCACGCCUUUGACAAGGUCGUAUCUUUGACAUGGCAUUGCGGGAUUUUAUCAGAAAUAAGAUCAGGACUGAUGUUGAUGUUCAGUAUUUUCCAGUUGAUGUGCUCCUUGGGUGUGAUCAUAUUACUGUUGCCUAUCAUCAUACUGGACGCGAUUGACCUGUUCCUUUAUAUAUGCCGGCUGCUUGAUUACGGUUGUAAGCUGGUUCACUAUAAGAGAUCAUCAUUACCAAUGUCGGCUCAGAAGGAGGAGCCCGUUUUGGGCGCGGACACAAGCAUGAGAGAGGAAAUCAUUAUUGAUGAAGAAAUAAUAAACAUGCUGAAUGAUUCUUCAGAAUCGUUGGUUAAUCAUAUGUCAGCUGGUUUGAAGUAUGAUACUCACUCAAGAAGUGCCAACAAAGGUGGGCGUUUGGGUUCAUCUAGUACAGUUACCUUCGUAGACCGAAGAAAUGGUAUCGGUAAGGGAGAGGGAGAUGCUUACUACGAGGAGGAGGACGAUGAUUUCUUAUCGAAUCCCAACUACGAUAAGAUAUCACUGAUCGAGAGAUCAUUUACGAAUCGUUUUGAGGUGGCUUGUGAGCAGAAAGCUGCUUGA
This is a messenger RNA of Saccharomyces kudriavzevii IFO 1802, 714 nucleotides long. RefSeq names its product triglyceride-associated lipolysis regulator TLD1 (gene TLD1). The transcript has a single exon. The coding region runs from base 1 to 714 and encodes 237 amino acids. NCBI's taxonomy places the organism in Eukaryota, Fungi, Ascomycota, Saccharomycetes, Saccharomycetales, Saccharomycetaceae. The record is from RefSeq and is a predicted model, not a curated record.